Molecule: messenger RNA, 2671 nt
Organism: Anastrepha obliqua
Lineage: Eukaryota; Metazoa; Arthropoda; Insecta; Diptera; Tephritidae
Gene: Plekhm1
Product: pleckstrin homology domain-containing family M member 1
Exons: 8
Coding region: 251-2479 (742 amino acids)
Source: RefSeq, a predicted model, not a curated record
GUAAGUGCAGUGGUACGACAAUUCAUUGAUAUAAACAACGCAGAAAAAAUAAAUAAUUUGUGUUAAAGCGGGAAUCACGGCAAUAAAAUUUAAAAAUAGUGAGUUUAUCACUUACGUUUUAAAAUAAAUGCACUUUCGAUGAAUAUGCGACAGUGACCAUUAGCAGAGUGGAGUUGUCGAAGUACGCACUUGUUUUGCGAUUCAAAGUGCAUUUUCGCAGGAGGUCAAACACUGCUCACUCGCAUAAACAAUGAGUUCCUUUUUCAACAGCUUUAGGAAUUUUUCGAGCAAACGCGAGAAUGCUAUUAAAGAGGCGCUUAUCAAUACGCUUAUUGAGAACUCACGUGAAAUACAGUAUGAAGUGAAGCAAAGAGGGUGUGAUCGUUUGGAGUUAUGUGAAUCUACUAGCACGCUGUGUACGACGUUGGAGGCAAUUUUCCUGCAUGGCCUGAAAGAUUCACUGCUCUGGAGCACAAUUAAUGUUAUAGCCGGCGAUGAGGAACGGCGACCAGAGCCGAGUUUUUGGGCACCAUUGCUUAUAUUUUUGCACAAGCAAGUGAUUGAACAGGUCCAGUCGCUCUCCCAAAUUACUAGUGAAAUCGGCCAGUGUCGCGCUUGGAUACGUCUGUCACUCAAUGAAUCUCUUUUCUCUGCGUAUUUGAAUAACGUACGCAAAAGCAGUUCAGCGCUUAGCCCUUACUACAAAAAGUUUGCUCUGCUCAAGGACGGUGACGGUCUGGAAAUGGCUGCAAAAGCCAUGGAAGGCAUUGAAGCAUUCGUGCAAUUCAAUUUGCCCGUGAAUUCUAGUUUGCUUAACUAUUGGCCAGAUUACGCGCUGCAAUUGUCAGGCUUAUGGACGCCACCGCUCAAGUCGUGCCCGAUAAGUAGUGGUGUCGAUAUCGCCGACACACUGGCUAUCGAAGAUGAAGAGCCUAUUGAGGCAAUGGCAGCGCUGCCAACACCCCAACCGAUACGCACCAAUGAAGCAUUCACACAAAAAAUUGAAAAUUUACCCAGCAUACAAUCACCAACUGCUGCAGAUAUCGCUGCGCAACGCGAAAAUGUCGAUCUGCUAUUGAAAGCGGUUGAUGAGAUGCAAAUGAUAAGUGAAGAAAAUACUGAAACAGUCAUAAGCAAUAACGCAACUGGCGCCGAAAUUGUGCAGGAAGACAGUGAAUAUGCACAAACAGCCAACAAAACAAAAAAGAAACGCAAAAAAUCACGCGAGCUGGCUGAGGCACGCAUACGAGACUACAUAGCCGGCGAAGCGGGCUAUAGAACAGAGCCAACAUCGCCUACAACACCUGGUAACUCGCUGGUGAAUUUAAUGCACACAUCAUGGUCUGCAGAUGAGGCUUCUGCAUCUGAGUUGAAUACACCCACUUUAGAGCGUCCUUUAUAUAGGCGUGCCUCGAGCAAUGCAAGCACACUUAGCUACAAUACGCUGUUAGGUAAACAUGAACGCGAAAAGUUGCAGAUACAAAUAAAAAAUAAUGCACUAACCGUGGAGCGGACUAGUGUGACUCAUGCAGGUGCGGAUGAUGCUGCGCCACAGAAAAGUGAUAACAAUGGCGGCAGUGAUUCAAUUGAGAGUCAGUUGACACUGGACUUUGAAGUAGUGCCCAAUUCGAAUUUGGCCAAAAUGAAUGUAAGUGAAAUACAAGAGAUGUUGGAACAGACGUAUAAAUUGGCACGUCAGCCUGGUUUGGAUGCGCAAGGUUUUCUCUGUAAAUCAUGCCAACAUCCUUUGGGCAUUGGCUACACGAACUUCCAAGUUUGCGGAUUCAGUGGCAAUUAUUUUUGCGACAAUUGCAUGGACAUGGAACAAAUGAUGAUACCAGCAAAAAUCAUUUACAAUUGGGAUUUUCGCAAGUACACAGUGUCAAAGCGUGCGGCAGCUUUCUUGACCGAGUUUCGCAAUCAGCCUGUUAUUGAUUUAGAACUCUUAAACCCAGAAAUUUACAACGCUUCGGAUGCCAUGGCUGAUUUGCAAUCUUUGCGCAUACGCUUGAAUUUCUUGCGCGCCUAUCUCUACACUUGCGAGCCGAAAAGUAUACAGUUAUUGCAACAACAGUUCUAUGGGCGUGAAUACCUGUACGAGCACAUACAUUUGUAUUCAAUAAGUGAUUUGUUGUUGAUAUUGCGUGGAACACUUUGCCAACAGCUGCAAAAGGCAUACAAAAUAGGCGAAUCGCAUGUGCUGAAGUGCCCGUUGUGCAGUGUCAAAGGUUUUAUAUGCGAGAUAUGCAAGAGUUCACGUGUCUUGUAUCCAUUUCAUAUUGAAACCACAUAUAGGUGCGAAAUUUGUGGCGCCGUUUUUCAUGCUCAGUGCCUCAACGAUCAACAACCAUGUCCGAAAUGCGAACGCAGGCGUAAGCGAGAGGAGUUGGAUUUAGAAGAAUUGAAUGAUAUUGAAAAUAUGCACAGUUUGAAUUCGUCUACUACUAUUAUCAUUGACGAUGUGGAAGAAGAACAGUAAAUGACGUUUAAACGAUUGUAGAGUAAGGCCUUCGCCCACGGGUCGUAUCGUCAGCGUAGCGUAUGCGACUAAGUGCAUGCGAGGCAUACGCUUCGUUAUUGCUCACACGUGUUAAAACGGUGAACCGCACUGGGGUUCGUCAGCCACCUGCUAUCGUCAAAGCAAGUAUACAACAGGGCGCUUGCCAUUAAG